Molecule: messenger RNA, 1611 nt
Organism: Musa acuminata subsp. malaccensis (wild Malaysian banana)
Lineage: Eukaryota; Viridiplantae; Streptophyta; Magnoliopsida; Zingiberales; Musaceae
Product: heptahelical transmembrane protein ADIPOR2
Biological process (GO): response to hormone
Cellular component (GO): membrane
Molecular function (GO): signaling receptor activity
Source: RefSeq, a predicted model, not a curated record
CUACCCGCUGUCUUACUGUCAUUAUUAUCGGACGACACUGCAGACUCGCCCCACAUGGACAAAGUAGUACGCAAUCGCUUCCUCGAAUGCAUCGCACUUUCCCAAAGCACAUCUCGAACUCCCAGUGUGCUUCCACAAGGAGCAUAGAGAGAGGGAGGGGGAAAACGAACCGAUCGGUUCUUGGGAUCUUGGUCGGUCGAAGGGGGAGGAGAUGGAGGCGUCGGCGUUGAACCGGGGACGGCGAUGGACGGUUAGGAGAGCCGGAGAUUCGCCGGCGGUGCAGGGGAAGAGGCCCGGCCGUCGUCUCCGGCUGUUGCGGUACGAGGAGCUGCCGGAGUACCUCAAGGACAACGAGUUCAUACUGGACCACUACCGCUCGGAGUGGCCGAUUCGCGACGCCCUCCUCAGCGCCUUCGCUUGGCACAACGAGACGCUCAACGUGUGGACGCAUUUGGGAGGAUUCUUCCUCUUCUUGGUUUUGAUGGUGGCGGAGUCGAUGGCGGUGAUCGAUGAGGUCACUGGCGCGGUCGUCCCCGGGCUCUCAGCGUCGGCAUUUCUUUCGAUGGUUAGAUCUUCGAAUGCCACAGAGAACAGUUGGUCAGGGAAUGCUUUGCUGGAGUCUUCAGCUCUGCAAUCAUCAUGGCUGGGAACAACCUUCUCAGUUGAUCAAGCCAUACCGAGAUGGCCAAGACUAGUAUUUUUACUCGGAUGCAUGGGCUGCCUUGUCGUCAGUGCCAUUUCCCACCUCCUUGCUUGCCACUCUCACAACCUCAACCUCUUCUUUUGGAGGCUUGACUAUGUGGGCAUCUCCCUCAUGAUUGUCUCAUCCUUUGUUCCUCCCAUCUACUAUUCCUUUCUCUGCCAUCCUAUUGCCCGCCUCACCUACCUUUCCGCCAUUGCCAUGCUUGGCCUCCUCACAAUCCUCACUCUUCUUGCGCCUGCCCUCUCCUCCUCACGCUAUCGCUCCUUUCGUGCCAUGCUCUUCCUCGCCAUGGGCUUCUUUGGGGUUGUACCAGCCGUCCAUGCAAUGUGGUUAAACUGGGAGCAUCCUGAAGCCCAUUUGGUGUUGGGAUUGGAGGUAGCAAUGGCCAUAGCAUAUGCCUCAGGAGCAGGCGUGUAUGUUAGCAGGAUUCCUGAGAAGUGGCGACCAGGGGAGUUUGAUCUCAUCGGACAUAGCCAUCAGAUAUUCCAUGUUCUUGUGCUUGUUGGGGCGCUUACGCACUAUGUUGCCACAACUGUGCUUCUCAAUUGGCUGGACAGAGCAAUGACAUCAUGCAGUGUGUUCUAUGAUUCAAGGGUUUCCUUGUGAUGGUGUGUUCCAUGGCAGUGCCUUCUGUGAUUCAUGGUUUUCCUUGUGAUGGUGUGUUUCAUGGAAAGACUGAUUUGAUGAUGAGGCCAGAGAGGGAUGGAGAUUAUAAUGAAAAAUGCAUGAAAAACAUUUGAUAAGGAAUUGACAGAAUGUUUCAUUGAAGCAAGAAUUGAGGAAGAUUUGCCAGCUGAUGAUGCUGUUUCUGUUGCAUUUUUCAGGAUGUACUUGGUAUAUUGUCAGAGUAUUUUUAGUAGACGUUGUGCUCAAUAUUCAUUUAUGGGAAUUUUUCCUUGAGGUAGCAA